Molecule: messenger RNA, 3073 nt
Organism: Tyto alba (common barn owl)
Lineage: Eukaryota; Metazoa; Chordata; Aves; Strigiformes; Tytonidae
Gene: DNM2
Product: dynamin 2
Exons: 22
Coding region: 225-2849 (874 amino acids)
Cellular component (GO): membrane; cytoplasm; microtubule
Molecular function (GO): GTPase activity; GTP binding; microtubule binding
Source: RefSeq, a predicted model, not a curated record
CUCUGAUCGACGGCCGAGGCGGCUAAUGAGGCCUGAGGAAGAGCGGGGCGGGCCCACGGCGGAGCGGCGCCCCGGGGGUGUCGCCAGUGCCGGAUGAGGAGACGCGGAGGGGAAGUUUGGUCGCCGCCGCCGCGGGCCCUGUGAGGAGCAGCCGCCGCCGGGAGAGCGGGAGCGUGGUGUGUCCCCGUCCCCCUCCCCCCCCCCCCCCCGCCGCCGCCGCCGCCAUGGGGAACCGGGGCAUGGAGGAGCUGAUCCCGCUGGUCAACAAGCUGCAGGACGCGUUCAGCUCCAUCGGGCAGAGCUGCCACCUCGACCUGCCGCAGAUUGCCGUGGUGGGCGGGCAGAGCGCGGGCAAGAGCUCGGUGCUCGAGAACUUCGUGGGCCGGGACUUCCUUCCCCGGGGCUCUGGAAUUGUCACUCGGCGGCCUCUCAUCCUGCAGCUCAUCUUCUCCAAGACAGAAUAUGCCGAAUUUUUGCACUGCAAAUCCAAAAAGUUCACAGAUUUUGACGAGGUGCGGCAGGAGAUCGAAGCGGAAACCGACAGGGUGACGGGAACGAACAAAGGCAUCUCUCCCGUCCCCAUCAACCUCCGCGUCUACUCGCCGCACGUGUUGAACCUGACUCUGAUCGACCUCCCGGGUAUCACCAAAGUGCCGGUGGGGGACCAACCGCAGGACAUCGAGUACCAGAUCAAAGACAUGAUCCUGCAGUUCAUCAGCAGGGAGAGCAGCUUGAUCCUCGCCGUCACGCCGGCCAACAUGGAUCUGGCCAACUCGGAUGCGCUCAAGAUGGCAAAAGAAGUCGAUCCUCAAGGCUUGCGGACGAUCGGCGUCAUCACCAAGCUGGAUCUGAUGGAUGAAGGCACAGAUGCCAGAGAUGUGCUGGAGAACAAGCUGCUUCCUCUGCGAAGAGGCUACAUCGGCGUCGUUAACCGAAGCCAGAAGGACAUCGACGGUAAGAAGGACAUCAGGGCAGCGCUGGCGGCCGAGCGGAAGUUCUUCCUCUCUCACCCGGCUUACCGGCACAUGGCCGACCGGAUGGGCACCCCGCAUUUGCAGAAGGUCCUCAACCAGCAACUGACCAACCACAUUCGGGAGACGCUGCCUUCGCUGCGCAGCAAACUCCAGAGCCAGCUGCUCUCCCUGGAGAAGGAGGUUGAGGAGUACAAGAACUUCCGCCCCGAUGACCCCACGCGAAAAACCAAAGCUUUGUUACAGAUGGUCCAGCAGUUCGGUGUGGACUUUGAGAAGCGAAUCGAAGGUUCGGGAGACCAGGUGGACACGCUCGAGCUCUCCGGGGGUGCCAGAAUCAACCGCAUUUUCCACGAGAGAUUUCCUUUUGAGCUAGUGAAGAUGGAGUUUGACGAGAAGGAUUUGAGGCGAGAAAUAAGCUACGCGAUUAAAAACAUCCACGGCGUGAGGACGGGGCUCUUCACGCCCGACAUGGCCUUUGAAGCCAUAGUGAAAAAACAGAUUGUAAAGCUUAAAGAGCCCAGUUUGAAGUGUGUUGAUCUGGUGGUCUCAGAGCUGGCCACGGUCAUUAAAAAGUGUGCCGAAAAGCUUGGUUCCUACCCCAGGUUACGAGAGGAGACGGAGAGGAUCGUCACCACUCACAUCAGGGAACGGGAAGGCAAAACGAAGGACCAGAUUCUCCUGCUGAUCGACAUCGAGCUCUCUUACAUCAACACUAACCACGAAGACUUCAUCGGAUUUGCCAAGAGAGACAGCGCGCAGCAAAGGAACACCCAGACGAACAAGAAAAGAGCCAUCCCCAAUCAGGGUGAGAUACUGGUGAUCCGCAGGGGCUGGUUGACCAUCAACAACAUCAGCAUCAUGAAAGGCGGCUCCAAGGAGUACUGGUUCGUGCUGACGGCCGAGUCGCUCUCCUGGUACAAGGACGAGGAGGAGAAAGAGAAGAAAUACAUGUUGCCUUUGGAUAAUUUGAAAAUCCGCGACGUGGAGAAGGGCUUUAUGUCUAACAAGCACGUCUUUGCCAUCUUCAACACGGAGCAGAGGAACGUGUACAAAGAUCUCCGUCAGAUCGAGCUGGCCUGCGACUCCCAGGAAGACGUGGACAGCUGGAAAGCCUCCUUCCUCCGGGCCGGGGUUUACCCGGAGAAAGACCAAACCGAGAACGAGGACGGCGCCCAGGAGAACACCUUCUCCAUGGACCCCCAGCUGGAGCGCCAGGUGGAGACCAUCCGCAACCUCGUCGACUCCUACGUGGGCAUCAUCAACAAAUCCAUCCGCGACCUCAUGCCAAAGACGAUCAUGCACCUCAUGAUCAAUAACACCAAGGAUUUCAUCCACUCGGAGCUCUUGGCUUACCUGUACUCCUCGGCCGACCAGAACAGCCUGAUGGAGGAGUCGGCCGACCAGGCGCAGCGGCGGGACGACAUGCUGCGCAUGUACCACGCUCUGAAAGAAGCCUUGAACAUCAUCGGCGACAUCAGCACCAGCACCGUCUCCACGCCGGUGCCCCCGCCCGUGGACGACACGUGGCUGCAGACCGGCAGCGGGCACAGCCCCCCGCCUCAGCGCAGACCUCCCUCCGCCGUCCUGCCGCCGGGCCGGCCGCCGGCUGUGAGGGGGCCGACGCCGGGGCCCCCCCUCAUCCCCAUCCCCGUGGGGGGACCCUCGUCCUUCGCGGCUCCCCCCAUCCCCUCCCGCCCCGGACCCCAGAACAUCUUCGCUGCUAAUAACGACCCCUUCUCAGCCCCUCCUCAGAUCCCGUCGCGGCCGGCACGCAUCCCCCCCGGCAUUCCUCCCGGCGUGCCCAGCAGGAGACCCCCGGCCGCGCCGACCCGGCCCACCAUCAUCCGACCGGCCGAGCCCUCCCUGCUCGAUUAACCGCCCGGGAGCCCCCGCGCCUGCUGGUUUUUGGAAGGAGAUUGGGUGGGGGGGGGAAGGAGAAAGGCGGGGGGGGGGGGAAAGAAAGGAGGAAGGGGGGGGAAAAAAAAAAAACCCAAACCCAACCCACGCCCCGCCUCUAAUCUCUUGUUUUUAAACCAUCCCACCCAGAGCAGCCCCCCGAUGUGCCGCCCCCCCUGUAUAAUAAACCGCGGAGGAUUAUA